Messenger RNA from Meira miltonrushii, 651 nucleotides. RefSeq lists its product as uncharacterized. The record is from RefSeq and is a predicted model, not a curated record. NCBI's taxonomy places the organism in Eukaryota, Fungi, Basidiomycota, Exobasidiomycetes, Exobasidiales, Brachybasidiaceae. The transcript has a single exon. Bases 1 to 651 code for a protein of 216 amino acids.
AUGUUUGCCAUCAUUUUCACCUUGUGUCUUUAUCUAAGCUUCUUAGGUAAAUGCGAAGCUGUAAGCAUUAGAGGAAGAAGAAAUCAGAGUAACGUCGUUGUACAAGCAAAUACUGCUGGAGACCAAAAUCGAUCCGCCGUACCAAAAGUGGAUAGCUUUCCUGAACUAAAGAAAGGGCACACUCUUAAAGGAAGGCGCACGAUUCGGAAAGCAAGAACUUUCGGUGCCAACAUGAAUCAAGCUCAUGGAACGAAGAAAUCACUCGAUGUCAGAAUGAAUAAGGAACCAAAUGCUAGUAUCCCUACACAAAGUUCAAAAGAAGUAACAGUGAAACCAUCAGAUGCAGAACGAAAAUUAGCAAAUUUUCGAGCAUUUUAUCAACGUAAAAAAGUAGGUAGAGAAAGAGGUGAUAAAAAAGCAAAAGAAUGGUUUAAAGUAAGAUCUGCAAGAAUAAAUGAAAGAGAAACCGGUUUAACUCAAAGAAUGAAAACGGCUAAAUAUACGCAAGAUGAUUUGGAACGUUAUCAAAAACGAAUUGCACGUCAUGCAAAAUAUAGGGAAAAACAAAAACGAACAAAGAUAGAUCUCAAUCAGGUCCCUACAGAUCGAAGCAGUCGAAAAAAUCGAGAAGAUUGGACAGAUGGUUUAUAA